GCUUCACCGCGCAGCGCAUUUCCAGUACUGUCUCGUUCUUUUCUGGUAGGUUGUUGAAACCCCUCGAACUACAAUCGCUGUCCUCAUGUCGUCUAUUAAGGAACUCAACGACCGCCUCACGAAGCAGCCGUACGUGUCCGGCUACACCCCGAGCGCAGAGGAUGAGAAGCUUUUCCGCCAAUUGUUCGGUGACGACGUCAACGUAAUCCAGUGGGCUGCACGCAUGGCGACGUACUACCCUAGCGAACGUGCCAAGAUGCAGCCCAUUCCGGUGGAGACUGAGGAUCCGACUGAAUCGGAUAGCGACUACUGA
Messenger RNA from Leptomonas pyrrhocoris, 313 nucleotides. RefSeq lists its product as hypothetical. The coding region runs from base 86 to 313 and encodes 75 amino acids. The transcript has a single exon. Lineage: Eukaryota; Euglenozoa; Kinetoplastea; Trypanosomatida; Trypanosomatidae. The record is from RefSeq and is a predicted model, not a curated record.